CAGGAGUCAACGGUCACAGAAGCUGUGCCAAACUACACACGCGGUUCCUUCAUCAACUGCUAAACUGAGAAAAACUGCUCGAAUCUGUGCUGUAGCAUUUUGGAGGCUCACAAUUCGAGUGCAAACACCAAAUCAUAGUUUUCACAAGCAACUGAUGAACACGUCUCCAGAGAGGAAAUGCAUGUGAUAAAGUAAUGUCUGAAGAGAGAGAAAAGGACUGUACCUCUGAGAUGAGUCUCUCUGAGGAGAAGAGUGUAAGUCCAGGCUCACAUGUAAACAGCUCUGUGUCUGUGAAAAGUCAUCAGUCCAAAGGUGAAGUACCAAACUUCAGUGAGGAGACACCAUCAGCUACCGAAAGUGAAAGUCCAGGCUCAUGUGUAUUCAGCUCUGCGUCUGUGGAAAGUCAUCAGUCCAAAGGUGAAGUACCAAACUUCAGCGAGGAGACACCAUCAGCUACCAAAAGUGAAAGUCAAGGCUCACAUGUAAACAGCUCUGUGUCUGUGAAAAGUCAUCAAUCCAAAGGGGAAGUACCAAACUUCGGUGAGAAGACAUCAUCGGCUACCAAAAGUGUAAGUCCAGGCUCACAUGUAAACAGCUCUGUGUCUGUGAAAAGUCAUCAGUCCAAAGGUGAAGUACCAAACUUCAGUGAGGAGACACCAUCAGCUACCGAAAGUGAGAGACCAGCCUCAAAUGUAUACAGCGAUGUGAAAAGUCACCAUUCCAAAGGUGAAGUACCAAACUUCAAUGAAGAAACACCAUCAGCUACCAAGAGUGGUCAAAGGCAGAAAGGAACAGUACACAUUGGUGCAGAGAUUACACGAUGGAGAGAUUUAAAAUCACAAAAGGGAAUGAAGAGUGAUGUAGAACUGGCAACUUUUCUUUUGAACAGCCACAACAGUGUUCAGGAUGAGACAUCAGACACAUCACACCUAGAUAUACAAAGGCACCGCAAGAAAUUCAGAGACUACCUCUUCUGGAUCUUCCAGGAUCUUGAGAACAAGAUUACCACAUUCUUGAAGACAGAGCUGAACAGAUUUAAGAAAAUAUUAAAAAAAGAAAACACAAAAUACUUUGUGAAGGAAUUUAAGGAGGCUAGAUGCAUUGUCAGAGAAGCAGCUCUGGAUAUCACACUCUACUUCCUAAGAAAUAUGAAACAAGAUGAACUAGCUGGGACUUUAGAAGAUGAGCUCGUCUUCAUACAUCAACGACAAAUCAAAUCAAACCUGAAGAAGAGGUAUCAAUGUUUAUCUGAAGGAAUUGCAAAGCAAGGUGAAUCAACAAGCCUGAAUAAAAUCUACACCGAUCUCUACAUCACUCAGGGUUGUAGUGAACAAGUCAAUACUGAUCAUGAGGUCAUGCAGAUUGAGUCAGCUUCCAGGCGUCGUGAAUUACCAGAAGAACAGGUGAAAUACACUAAUUUGUUCGAACAGACUGAGACAGACAAGCCUAUCAGAACUGUGCUGACGAAAGGUGUUGCUGGCAUUGGGAAAUCCGUCUCUGUCCAAAAGUUCAUUCUCGACUGGGCUGAAGGCACUGCAAAUCAAGACAUCACCUUCAUAUUUCCACUUCCUUUCCGAGAGUUAAAUUUACAGGAGAAUGAAAGUCUGAGCUUGAUGGACCUUGUAAGGCAGUUUUUCCCAGAAACAAAAGGAUUGAACCUUACAAGAAAUGAGAAAUUUAAAAUCCUUUUUGUCCUUGAUGGAUUGGAUGAAUGUCGACUUCCUCUUAAGUUUACGUUAAAUAAGAUUUGUUGUGACGUCACUUUUAAAGUCCCUCUGGAUGUUCUCCUAACAAACCUCAUUAAUGGAAAUCUAUUUUCUUCGGCUCUCAUCUGGAUAACCACCAGACCGGCAGCAGCCAGUAAGAUACCUAAUGAGUGUAUUCACAGGGUGACAGAAGUACGUGGGUUCGACGAUGCGCUGAAGAAGGAGUACUUCAGAAAAAGAUUCCCAGACACGGCUCUGGCUGACAGAAUCAUUAAGCAUGUUGUGGAAAACAAAAGCCUCUUUAUCAUGUGCCACAUCCCAGUCUUCUGCUGGAUUUCAGCCACUGUGCUCCAGAACAUUUUGGAGGAUAUACAACAGGUGUCAGAUUCCGAUGACACACCUAAGACUCUGACACAAAUGUACACACACUUUUUCCGCUUUCAGAUCCAGCAGAGCAGUAGAAAGUACGAUGGACAAUACGGACCAGAUAUUUCCUGGAAUAGAGGGGCUAUCUCAUCACUGGGAAAACUGGCAUUUCACCAACUUCAAAAAAACAACCUGAUCUUCUAUGACACUGACCUGGAAAGCUGUGGCAUAGACCUCUCUAAUGCAUCUGCAUACUCUGGGAUGUGUACCCAAAUAUUUAAGGAGGAAACAGGGAUCAGACUUGGUACCACAUACUGCUUCGUUCACAUGAGCAUUCAAGAGUACACCGCAUCUGUUUAUGCACAUCUGUUUCUAGACGACAGCGAGAAAAAUGCAUUUGCUGGACAGCCAAUGGAACAGGAAGAUGAAACAAUGUAUGGUUUGCUCAAGACUGCAGUGGACAAGGCACUUGAGAGUGAUAACGGUCACCUAGACCUUUUUCUUCGCUUCCUUCUCGGCCUGUCUCUUAAGUCCAAUCGCCCACUUCUACGAGGUCUGUUGACACAGCAGGACAACAAUGAGCAGAUCCAAGAGGAAAUAGUCAAGUACAUCAAAAAGAAAUUAGAUUCUAAUCUGUCUCCAGAGAGAUCCAUCAACCUGUUCUACUGCCUGAAUGAACUGAAUGACCGAUCCUUGGUGAAUGACAUUCAAGAACAACUUAACAAAGGGAGUCUCUCAUCUGUCGAGCUCUCACCCGCUCAGUGGUCCGCUCUGGCCUUUGUGUUGGUUACAUCAAAUGAGGAGCGGGAGGACUUUGAGCUUCAAAAAUUCAAGAAAUCAGAUGAAUGUCUUUGUAGACUAGAGCUGGUUGUAAAAAACUCCAAAAGAGCUCUAUUAAAUGAUUGUAACCUAACAGAGAAAAGCUGUUUAACUCUGGCGAGAGUUCUUGGAUCAGAUACCUGUCUGCAGGAGCUCAACAUAGAAAAUAAUCAUCUGAUGGAUUCAGGAGUGGAGCUUCUCUGCACUGGACUGGAGAAUGCAAAGAAAAGUAAACUGGAAAUACUGAGACUGAACAAGUGUGAGCUAACAGAGGAAAGUUGUUCAGCUCUAGCUUCAGUUCUGGGUUCAGACUCGAGCGGUCUGAGAGAACUUGACCUGAGCAAUAAUAAGCUACUGGAUUCAGGAGUAAAUCUGCUCUCUGCUGGACUACAUAAGAACUCUACACUGGAGAUACUCAAACUUUCAAAUUGCAGUAUUACUGAAGAAGGUUAUAAAAGUUUGGCUUCAGCUCUGGAAUCAAACCUGUCACACCUGAAGGAGCUGGAUCUCACUGGAAAUGAUCCUGGAGAAUCAGGAGUGAAGCUGCUCACUGAUGUACAACAGCAAUCCAACUGUAAACUGACAACACUGAGAUUUUUAAGUCCUGCUGCAGAGAAAGCACUUGAGUAUCUGACAGAAGUUCUUGGUGAAAACCUCUUAUUUCUGAGAAAGCUGGAUUUGAGCAAACAUAAACUAAUACCCCCAGGAAUGACGGAGCUUGCUGCUGUACUGCAGGAUAAGCACUGUAAACUACAGACACUCAUCCUCAAUGACAGAAACCAUUUCACAGAAGAAGAUUGUGCUGCUCUGGCUACUGCUUUUAUUUCAAACCCCACGAACCUGGAAGAGUUGGGUCUGAGUAGAAGCACACUUAGAGAUUCAGGAAUGAGGAGUAUAUCCACUCUGUUUGAGAAUUUACUUUGUAGACUGAUCAUACUUAAGUUAAGUCACAUUUAUAUUACAAAAGAAGGCUGUGUUCCCUUGGCUUCAGCUUUUAUUUCAAAUCCCUCACACCUGAGAGAGCUAGAUCUGAGUGGGAAUAAAAUAGAAGAUUUUGGAGUUACGGAAAUCUCCAAACUUCUGCAGAAUUCUGAAUGCAGACUGGAGAAACUGAGACUUUCAAACUGCAGUAUUACAGAAGAAGGUUAUACAAGUUUGGCUUCAGCUCUGGAAUCAAACCCGUCAUACCUGAUCAAGCUGGAUCUCACUGGAAAUGAUCCUGGAGAAUCAGGAGUGAAGCUGCUCACUGAUGUUCCAAACUGUGCCCUGAAAACACUGAGGCUUUUGAAAAGUCCUGAAGCAGAGAAAGCCUGUCAGUAUGUGACUGGAGUUGUUGGGACAAACCCUUUACUCCUGAGAGAGCUGAAUCUGAGUAACCAUAAACUAGACGACACAAAAGUGAAGCAGCUGGCUGCUCUACUGGAGGAUAAACACUGUAAACUAAAUAUACUUCAGUUGAAUUAUGAUAAUAUUUCAGAAAGAGGAUGUGCUGCUCUGUUAUCAGCAUUACCUUUAAAUCCUUUAAAUUUGAAAGAGUUGGAUCUGAGUGGAAAUCAACUGAAAGACACAGGAAUAAUAGAAAUCUCGUCUCUGUUGAAAAAUCCACUAUGCAUACUGGAAAAACUGAAACUUUCAAACUGCUGUAUUACUGAAGAUGGUUACAAGACUUUGGCUUCAACUCUGAGAUCAAACCCGUCACACCUGAUAGAGUUGGAUCUCACAGAAAAUAAUCCUGGAGAAUCAGGAGUACUGCAGCUCACUGAUUUACUACAUGCUAGCCCAUCAUGCUGUAAAUUGAAGACCAUCAGAUUUUUGAAAAGCGCUGAUGCAGAGGAGGCAUGUGAUUAUCUGACAGAAGUUCUGGGUAAAAACCCCUUACUGCUAACAGAACUGGAUUUGAGCCACAACAAACUAGGAGAUCUGAACGGACAGAAGCUCUCAGCUCUUUUGAUGGAUUCACAUAGCAGACUGGAGAAAAUUAAGCUGAAUGAUUGUGACCCGACGGAGAAUAAUUAUUCAGCUCUAGCUGCUGUUCUCUCUUGCAACACCAUUCUGAAAGAGAUGGACCUGAACAACAGCCGUCUGCUGGACUCAGGAGUGAAACAGCUUUGUGUGGAGCUAAAGAAGUCUAAGCUGCAAAGACUGAAACUGAACAAGUGUGAGCUAACAGAGGAAAGUUGUUCAGCUCUAGCUUCAGUUCUGGGUUCAGACUCGAGCGGUCUUAGAGAACUUGACCUGAGCAAUAAUAAACUACAGGAUUCAGGAGUAAAUCUGCUCUCUGCUGGACUACAUAAGAACUCUACACUGGAGAUACUCAAACUUUCAAACUGCAGUAUUACUGAAGAAGGUUAUAAAAGUUUGGCUUCAGCUCUGGAAUCAAACCCGUCACACCUGAAGGAGCUGGAUCUCACUGGAAAUGAUCCUGGAGAAUCAGGAGUGAAACUGCUCACUGAUGUACAACAGCAAUCCAACUGUAAACUGACAACACUGAGGUUUUUGCAAAGUCCUGAUGCAGAAAAAGCUUUUAAUAAUGUUAAAAAUGUUCUUGGUAAGAACCCAUUACUCGUGAGAGAGCUGAAUCUGAGUAAACAUAAACUAGACGACACAAAAGUGAAGCAUCUGGCUGCCCUACUGGAGGAUAAACACUGUAAACUAAACACACUUCAGUUGAACUACAGCAAUAUUUCAGAAGGAGGAUGUGCUGCUCUGGUGUCAGCAUUACAUUUAAAUCCUUCAAAUUUAAAGGAGUUGGAUCUGAGUGGAAAUCACUUAGGAGACACAGGAAUAAUAGAAAUCUCCACCCUGUUGAAAAAUCCACUAUGCAUACUGGAAAAACUGAAAAUUUCAGAUUGCUGUAUUACUGAAAAAGGUUAUGACACUUUGGUUUCAACUCUGAAAUCAAGCCCUUCACAUGUGAUCGAGCUGGAUCUUACAGGAAAUAACCCUGGAGAAUCAGGAGUGAAUUUGCUCAUUGGUUUACUGGAGCAUGAAAAAUGUACACUGAAAACACUCAGAUAUUUGAGUCCUGCAGCGGAGGAGGCCCGUGAUUAUCUGGCUAAAGUUCUGGGUAGAAACCCCUUACUGCUCAAAGAACUGGAUCUGAGUCGCAACAAACUAGGAGAUCUGCAUGUAGAGAAGCUUUCUGCUCUCUUGACUGACUCGCAUAGCAGAGUGGAGAAAAUUAAGCUGAAUUAUUGUGACCUGACAGAGAAGAAUUAUUCAGCUCUUGCAGCGGUUCUCUCUUCAAACACCAUUCUGAAAGAGAUGGACCUGAACAACAGCCGUCUGUAUGACUCAGGAGUGAAACAGCUCUGUGACAAACUGAAGAAGUCUAAGUUGCAGAUACUGAAACUUUCAAACUGCAGUAUAACAGAAGGAGGUUAUAAAACUUUAGCUUCUGCUUUAAAGUCAAAUCCUGCACACCUGAUCGAACUGGAUCUCACUGGAAAUGAUCCUGGAGAAUCAGGAGUGAAGCUGCUCACUGAUGCUCGACAGAAAUCAAACUGUACACUGAGGUUUUUAAAAGGUCAUGCUGAGAAAGCCUAUCAGUAUGUGAAUAAAGUUCAAAGAAAAGACCCUUUACUUCAAAAAGAGCUGAAUCUGAGUGACCAUACCCUAGACGACACAAAAGUGAUGCAGCUGGCUGCUCUGCUGAAGGAUAAACACUGUAAACUAAAUAUACUUCAGUUGAGUGACUGUGGUCUAACAGAGAAAAACUGCUCAGCUCUAGCUAACAUUUUGAGCUCAAUGUCCAGUCUAAAAGAGCUGGACAUAAGCAACAACCGUCUGUUUGAUUCAGGAGUGAAGAAAAUACAGAGUGGAUUAGGAAAUGUAAACUGCAAACUGGAAAAACUAAGAAUGUCAGUAUGCGAUAUUACUGAAGAAGGUUAUAAAAGUUUGGCUUCAGCUCUGGAAUCAAACCCGUCACACCUGAAGGAGCUGGAUCUCACUGGAAAUGAUCCUGGAGAAUCAGGAGUGAAGCUGCUCAAUGGCAUACUAAAAAAUCCAUCAUUUAAACUUAAAACACUGAGUUUUUUGAGUGGUCUAGCAGAGGAGGGCUUUAACUAUGUGAAGAAAAAUUCUGAUCCUUUACUCCUGGGAGAGCUGAAACUUGUUGAUCGAAACCUAGAUGACACAACAGUGAAAAAGCUGGCUGCUCUUCUGGAAGAUAAACACUGUAAAGUAAAAACACUCCAGCUGUGUAAAUGCAAUAUUAAAGAAAAAUGGUGUGGGAUCCUGACAUCAGCUCUUCAUUCAAACCUUUCAUACCUGAGAGAGCUGGACCUCAGUGGCAAUGACAUAAAAAAGGGAGUAAUGCACUUAUGUGAUGUACUAGGGGAUCCGCGCUGCAAAAUUGAAAACCUAUGGUUAAGAGGCUGUGGUUUUACAGAUGAGGAUUUUGCUGCUCUGAGUUCAGCUUGGAAUUCAUCACUUCUGAGACGGCUGUACCUGACUGGAAAUACACUUGGAGGCAAAGGAGUUGAAAACCUUUGUGCUCAAAUAAAAAAUUCACAAACCAAGCUGCAAACACUUGAGCUGUGUGGAUGCAGUAUUACAGAGAAACAGUGUUUCAUGCUGGCAUCAGCUCUGUGUUCAAACCCUUCAUACCUGAGAGAGCUGUAUCUCAGUGGCAAUGAUGUAAAAAACAAAGGACUGGAGCAAUUGUGUUAUCUACUAAAUGAUUCAAAAUGCAAACUGGAGAAGCUGGGUCUAAAUAAAUGUAACAUUACAGAUGUUGGCUCUUUGGUUAAGAUGAAUGCAGUGUUCAGUUUAAAGGAACUUGAUCUAAGUAACAAUAAUAUAGGAGACUCAAAGAAGAAGCUCUCUGAAAUGCUAAAUGGAUCAGGCUGUACCCUAAGACUAGACAGUGAAAAUGUGAUCAGUGGGAUGUGGAAUCGGUUUACAUCCAUUUUUAAAGCUGAAGAUAACAAAUCAGCAGGACCUGAGACAUUCAGAAAUGAAGCAGCCGGAAAGACAGAAGACAGAAGAGAGGAAAACAUUCUGCAUAGUAAAACAGAGGAACCGGUUCCUGAGAAAAGCCCAGAUGCAUGUGGGUCAGAAGUAGAUUGAGUAUUUGUCCUACAAAUAUCCUGCGGUUGGAAUUUGCUGGAAUUAAACAAAGACAGCCAAGAAACUGAAUUUCUGAAAAGCAACCAUAUAGUCUGUUAAUUUUCAAUGGAAAUACAGAAAUUUGUGUGUUUUAUGAUUUUCUUAUUUGCCCCCUUUUUAUAUACAUUUAAAUUUUUUUACUUGUCGUUCAUGGAUGUAAAAAAGUUUAAAGGUUUUCAAUAAUGUCACUAAACAAUAAAUGUAAUGGAGCAAUGUUCCACUGUCUUUGCUUGGUGCUAGAAUAUCAUUCAGUGUUGCAGAUCAGAUCAUAUUUAGC
Molecule: messenger RNA, 8277 nt
Organism: Triplophysa dalaica
Lineage: Eukaryota; Metazoa; Chordata; Actinopteri; Cypriniformes; Nemacheilidae
Product: protein NLRC5-like
Exons: 41
Coding region: 195-7961 (2588 amino acids)
Molecular function (GO): protein binding
Source: RefSeq, a predicted model, not a curated record